AUGGACGCGUACAAGAAAGUCGGAAACAGGGAAGAUGCACCACCAAAGCACGAAAUGGUACACUUCGCAGGUCUCCUGAGUGAAAAGAGGAGUUUUGGAGAUUUCAGAACAGUCCUACACACCGGGCUAUACAGUGCGUUGCCCUCCAUCCCCUUCCCUUUCCCUUACGACUCUAACACCCACCCCCCAGGCCAGCUCGUAGCCAUGGAAAUCCCACCUCACGGCGAAAUCGGCGACGAAGUCCACACGGUCGAUCAAAUCCUGCUCUUCACAUCGGGCCGCGGCCUGGCCACCGUCGCGGGAAAAAACCAACAAGUAAAAGCCGGCGACGUUGUUGUUGUGCCGGCGGGGACGCAGCACCAAUUUGUGACUCAGGGCGAGGAGCCGCUCGAGUUGAUUACCGUGUAUAGCCCCGCGGAGCAUCUGCCGAGUAGCGUGCAUAAGACUAAGGAGGAGGGGGAUAAGGCUGAGGAAGAUGGGGUUGAUGAGGCGCCUGAGUGGGCGGGGAGGGGGAAGAGUGAGAAUGAGAAGGAUGGUUUGGUUAAGGAGAGUGGAAAGUAUGAAUGA
This is a messenger RNA of Pyrenophora tritici-repentis Pt-1C-BFP, 567 nucleotides long. The record is from RefSeq and is a predicted model, not a curated record. Lineage: Eukaryota; Fungi; Ascomycota; Dothideomycetes; Pleosporales; Pleosporaceae.